AGAGAGGCUGGAGCCAGAGAGAAAGUGAAAACAGCGACGGGGCUUGCAGAGCUGUGGGUGCGCCGAGCCGUCGAUGACUCCUGGUGUCCUGCCCAAUCCCCUCCGCAGCCGCUCGCUGGAGCCCCUUUGGCGUGAGCAGCUGCGCGGAGUGAGGCUGCGCUGAAAUGCCGAAUGGCUGAGCCGCUAGCUCUGCUCAUUCCGGUGGGAGCCGCAGACAGACAUAGGCAGGGACGGAGCAACAGGGAGACCCCUCCCUGGCAAGAGAGCGGCCCCCUGCACACAGCGCCAUGGUGUCAUGGAUCAUCUCCAGGCUAGUUGUGAUUAUAUUUGGCACUCUUUACCCUGCGUAUUAUUCUUACAAAGCUGUAAAAUCAAAGGAUAUUAAAGAAUAUGUCAAAUGGAUGAUGUACUGGAUCAUAUUUGCACUCUUCACAACAGCCGAGACUGUCACAGAUCUCUUUCUUUGCUGGUUUCCAUUCUAUUAUGAACUGAAAAUAGCUUUUGUAGCUUGGUUGCUGUCUCCGUACACAAAAGGCUCCAGCGUCCUGUAUAGAAAAUUUGUACACCCAACACUGUCUUCAAAAGAAAAGGAAAUUGAUGACUGCCUCGUCCAAGCCAAGGAUCGGAGUUACGAUGCGCUGGUGCACUUUGGGAAGCGGGGACUGAAUGUCGCAGCAACGGCAGCUGUGAUGGCAGCUUCCAAGGGUCAAGGGGCCCUGUCUGAGAGACUCAGGAGCUUUAGCAUGCAGGACCUCUCAACCAUUCGAGAAGAGAGCAGCAGUCCUGUACCUCCUCCAGUCACUGUACGAACAAGCAGCAAACAGAGCAAGCCCAAAACAUCCAGAAGUGCAUCAGAAAGCACGGGCAGCUCAGUUUGCUCAUGUUGUUCGGUGUGCCGAAUCCUCAGAGUGGUUAAGGUAGACAUGGAUGAUGCGUGUGAAAAGCCUCGUGAGACAAACUGUGAAACAAAAGAUUUAGUGUUCUCAGAUGAUGAAGAGCAUGAUUUAUUGGAUCACAUGGUCAAGAACAGACGGCUCAAAAAGAAGGAGCAAGCUCUUGAGGCACCGCCUAGGCCCCUUAGACCUCGCUUCAGGAAGAAAAGUACCUCAGUCUCUACCACUGAAACCAUGUGAGUGCGAUGAGCCAAUAGCACCAAGAUCCACAGAAUCUCUCUCUUCUGCCUUAAAGAGCUACUUGCUAAUUAUGUAGAAAAACAGCAGUGAGAUGGAUGUGAUUUGAUGUGCAGCACUGCAAACAUGGACUUUCUCUCUUCCCUUGUUACAUGUUACUUGCAUUUCUCCAUAACAUGGUUAGAACACUUACAGGUGGUAACAGUGUCAGAGUCCCCCUGUUUCAUUUGCAGAAUAUACAACCACUCAAGCUAACCCUGUCAGAUUGUACACUUGCAAUUAUUAGUUGCGUCUGCAUAGUUUUAGCUUGUGAAUGCAAACAAAAAAAAUACUCAAUAGCUCUCAGUGAUACUUUGACUAAUGUAGCUAUUUAUGGCUUUAUCCUUAACGAAGUGGACUUGCAGGAGCCAUAGAUUUUUCUCCCUACCCUUCCUCCAUCUUAUAACAAGACUGUGACUGAUGUGAGAUAUUUUGCAUUUUCGACUGUACAGAAUGUCUGAGACUUAUUAGCAAAAGUUGAGCUGCAACUCCAUUUCUUUUUCUGCAAGUAAAUUAUGUGAACUCCAGUCGUGCUGAAAAUAUAGAGAAAACAACUUAGAGAUGAUGAGACAGAUGUACAAGAGAAUGAACUGAUUUCACAAAAUAAAGUAGGGGAGUCUUAAUUUUGAUAACUCCUGAGCCAGAAGAAGAGUAAGUGAUAUAUUUUGUAGAAAAUGAAAGAAUUAACCUUAUAACUUUUGACCAACAUUUUACUGGCAGUUCUACAAUAUAUGCAAGCCAUGUUUGUAAUAACUGCUACAGUGUU
Molecule: messenger RNA, 1935 nt
Organism: Gopherus evgoodei (Goodes thornscrub tortoise)
Lineage: Eukaryota; Metazoa; Chordata; Testudines; Testudinidae
Gene: REEP1
Product: receptor accessory protein 1
Exons: 9
Coding region: 288-1133 (281 amino acids)
Biological process (GO): endoplasmic reticulum tubular network organization
Cellular component (GO): cytoplasmic microtubule; endoplasmic reticulum tubular network; endoplasmic reticulum membrane
Molecular function (GO): microtubule binding
Source: RefSeq, a predicted model, not a curated record